Molecule: messenger RNA, 1566 nt
Organism: Aureobasidium uvarum
Lineage: Eukaryota; Fungi; Ascomycota; Dothideomycetes; Dothideales; Saccotheciaceae
Source: the annotation of a GenBank genome assembly
AUGCGUCUACACGAUAUCCUCAUCGGUGUUCUCGUCUCCUGCACUUUUUCCGCAAGCUCGCAAUCUCUACCCGACGUCUCAGGCGACAACGACAUUCAUGCCAUCUCACGAAAGAGAGCUCAAGCAGUCAAAGAAGCCUUUGAGUUUGCCUGGCAUGGCUACCAUACCUUCGCAUUCCCCAACGACGAACUUCUUCCGGUUAACAACUCAUACUCCAACUCCAGAAAUGGCUGGGGUGCUACUGCUGUUGAUGCUCUCAGUACUGCCAUCUUGAUGGAGUCACAGGAUGUGGUCACGACCAUCUUGGAGUACAUCCCAACAAUAGACUUCAACGUCAGCAAGGGAAAUGCGCCGGUCAGCUUAUUCGAAACGACUAUUCGCUAUCUUGGUGGCAUGCUUUCUGGUGUUGACCUUCUGGACGGCCCUUACCAGCAUUUGACCCAAUCGCCAAACGAUACCAUUGCCCUUACACUACAGGCUGUCAAUUUGGCUUCCAAGAUGGAGUUCGCUUUCGACACCCCGACAGGUAUUCCCGCCAACAAUCUCGACUUCAAGAAAGAGAGUUUCGACCUCUCUCAAUCGACCGGGCUUGCUGUCGCUGGUUCAUUGGAUCUCGAAUGGACUCGUCUGUCAGAUCUAGUCCAGGUACCAGACUUUGCAAACCUGACGCAAGAUGCCGAACAGUAUCUUCUCUACCCCAAGUACGAGAGCAACACGAUACAACCGUACCCCGGUCUUCGUGGCACAAACAUCGACCUCAGCACAGGUGAAUUUCUCGACGUUAUGGGUGGCUGGGGCAGCGGUGACGACUCCUAUUACGAGUACCUCAUCAAAAUGUUCGUUUACGAUCCCGUGAACUUCUCUGCCUACAAGGAUGAAUGGCUCAAAGCAAUUCACUCCUCGGCCUCUACCGAGAUCUUCUCACAUCCUUACUCUCGACCCGAUCUGACCUUCCUAUCUAAUUGGGAUGCGCAGAACGCAAUCUUGAGAUCCAGUCAUCUGGCUUGUUUUGCUGGAGGAAACUGGAUCCUCGGCGGACUGGUAUUAGGGAAUCAGACCCUGAUUGACCUGGGCCAGAACCUCACUGAAAGCUGUAUCUCGACCUAUAAUGCUACCCUCACAGGUAUAGGUCCUGAAGCAUGGAAGUGGGAAGACGAGAAUUUGUUUGAGGACGAAGACGAAGUGGUUGACAUGUUCAUCGAGGACAAAGGUUUCAACAUUACCGACCCCAGCUACGACUUGCGACCUGAAGUUCUCGAGUCACUUUACUAUGCCUACCGCGCCACCGGUGACAGUAAGUACCAAGACUUGUCCUGGAAAGCUUUCCGAGCCAUCAACGCCAGUUGUCGCACCGGAUCUGGCUUUUCAGCAAUCACAAAUGUCAAUGCACCACAUGGAGGAAGUUUCACCAACUUUCAGGAAAGCUUCAUGUUUGCCGAAACUUUCAAGUAUGCUUGGUUGAUCCAGGCCGAGGACUCCAAGGUACAUGUUGGAAAGAUGGGGGAAGAGCAGACUUGGGUCUUCAAUACUGAGGGUCAUCCUUUCAAGGUCCGGAAUCAGCAGUGA